Ooceraea biroi (clonal raider ant) is the source of this 1184-nucleotide messenger RNA. Its product is annotated as alpha-ketoglutarate-dependent dioxygenase alkB homolog 4. Gene Ontology annotation, molecular function: oxidoreductase activity; demethylase activity. Gene Ontology annotation, biological process: demethylation. NCBI's taxonomy places the organism in Eukaryota, Metazoa, Arthropoda, Insecta, Hymenoptera, Formicidae. The record is from RefSeq and is a predicted model, not a curated record.
AUAUUUUUUAUUUAUAAACAUAACAAUACAGUUCAAUAGUAAAUGAAGAACUUUUAAUAUGACUUAACCAUGGAUAUGUUUCGAAAUAUUAUGAUUUAAUCAUGAGUGAUACUAAGAAAAAAAGUGAGAGAAAGAAUCUAGAUUGCAUUAAAAAGACAAAUAUCAUGGAAACUGUUCGACCAUGUGGUUGCAAAGGGAUACGUUCUUGCUUGAUUUGUGAAUCUGAGUACCAAAUAUCGAAACCGGACUUGAAGGAUGAACUACAGAAAAGCCAAAGUUACGUCUAUUGUCCAUAUUGUGAUAAACUAUCACCUGGAUGGGACGUAGAUGAGUACAAGAAACAUCCCCAUCAUGAUGGAAGUUUAAUAAAUUAUCCGGGUGUUUAUAUUAAGUUAGAUUUCCUAAGUAAAACCGAGGCCGAGGAACUGAUAACAGCGCUCGACCGUCUUCCUUGGAAGGCUUCGCAGAGUGGCAGGAGAAAACAGAAUUUCGGGCCAAAGUGUAACUUCAAAAAACAGAAAUUACGCUUGGGAUCAUUCGACGGUUUUCCCAAGACGACGCAAUUCGUACAGAAGAAGCUCGCGGAAGUACCGCUGUUACGCGACUUCAAAACCGUCGAACAAUGUUCGCUCGAGUACGAUCCCACGCGAGGGGCUUCCAUAGAUCCUCACAUUGACGACUGCUGGAUCUGGGGCGAGCGCAUAGUGACCGUAAACAUUCUCGGUGAUUCGGUUCUGACUAUGAUACCUUAUCGUGGCCCGAUAACGCGAUAUAAUUUAGACUGCGUCUCAAAUUACAACUCCGUAGUAGAAGAAAACAGAAACAUUCGCGAUGGCACUCCAAUUGUAGAUGUUAAUGACGACGUGGUAGUGCGAUUGCCAAUGCCCGCCAGAUCGCUCAUGGUUUUGUAUGGUUCAGCAAGAUACAAGUGGGAGCAUUCUGUACUCCGACAGGACAUUUUAUCGAGGCGCGUUUGUCUCGCGUACCGUGAACUAACGCCUCCGUAUCUCGAAGGUGGAAAACAUCAGGAGGAAGCUGUUGAAAUUCUGGGGCAAGCUUCAUUAUUCUGGUGAUGUUUUAUAUGAUAUAAAAUUAAUUAUUGAAUGUAUUUAAUGUCAUUUAGCAUUCGACAUGUUAAAUGUAGAUACCGCUUUAAUAGAAUAAAGAUAUUUUAUUAUUAGCAU